Molecule: messenger RNA, 2049 nt
Organism: Eutrema salsugineum
Lineage: Eukaryota; Viridiplantae; Streptophyta; Magnoliopsida; Brassicales; Brassicaceae
Exons: 14
Coding region: 421-1881 (486 amino acids)
Source: RefSeq, a predicted model, not a curated record
ACACAUUCUUAAAAGAGAUUAAGUCCAAUUCCCUUUGUUUUAUUCUGUUCAUUUUCUUCGAAAAAAAUCAAAGCUUUUUAAUUCACAGAAUAUUGGAAAUAGUCUUUUACGACUUAAUAUAUAUGCAAAGCAAAAUUUGGAAGCUAUUAUGCAAUGAUUGCCUGAUUGGAGGGCGAGACAAAAAAAAAAAAAAAAAUCCCUUAAGAAAAAAAAAAGGCCAAAGAAGGGCAGAUCCGUUGGUCGACCCAACGACAUUAAUUCAUACGCUUCAGUUGUAAUUCUUCUGAUGUUGUUGUCUUGUUGUUCAAUCUCAGGGCCGUUACGCUUCUUCUUCACCCAUUCUUCUUCUACUUCUCCUCCUCUUCUCUCUUCCUAAAAUCGAUCCUUUUUCCCGGCAGGGUGUCUUUUGGGUUCCAAGAAAUGGCGGAACAGAAAAAGGAAACGAUUCGUCUGGAGCCUGAAUCUGUCAUCCCUAUCCUCAAACCCAAGCUCAUCAUGACCCUCGCUAAUCUCAUUGAACAUAGCAAUGAUAGGCAAGAGUUUCUCAAGCUCUGCAAGAGAAUUGAAUACACUGUUCGAGCUUGGUAUAAUCUUCAGUUUGAAGAUUUGAUGCAACUCUACUCUCUUUUUGAUCCCGUACACGGUGCUCAGAAACUCCAGCAGCAGAACCUUACUUCUCAGGAAAUUGAUGUGCUUGAACAAAAUUUCCUCGCUUACUUGUUUCAGGUUAUGGAGAAGAGCAACUUUAAAAUAACAACAGAUGAUGAGAUCGAGGUUGCACACUCUGGGCAGUAUCUUCUGAAUCUUCCCAUCAAAGUUGACGAGUCAAAGCUUGACAAGAAACUACUCAAGAGAUAUUUUGAGGAGCACCCACAUGAAAAUCUUCCGGACUUUUCUGAUAAUUAUGUCAUCUUCAGACGUGGUAUUGGAAUGGAUAGAACCACAGAUUUCUUUUUCAUGGAGAAAUUGGAUGUGAUGAUAUCACGUUUUUGGUCCUAUCUCUUGAGAAUCACUAGGUUAGAGAAGCUACGUGCUAAUAGGUCAAGCAGGCUUCCCAAGAAAGAUCCCAAAAAAGAUGAUGAGACAAAUCCUGAAGCAGAUAAUGAGGACUUGUAUGUGGAGCGUAUUCGCCUUGAGAAUACACCAUUGAGCUUUAAGGGUUUCUUGAGCAAGCUCACAAUACAGGAGCCUACAUUCGAUAGAAUGAUUGUUGUUUAUAGGCGAGCAAGCUCUAAAACAAACAUAGAAAGAGGAAUUUACGUCAAGCAUUUCAAAAACAUUCCUAUGGCGGACAUGGAGAUUGUGCUUCCUGAGAAAAGAAACCCUGGACUGACUCCAAUGGACUGGGUCAAAUUUCUGAUAUCUGCCGUAGUUGGUCUGGUCGCCGUGCUUACUUCGGUUGAGAUGCCGAAAGCAGAUCCAUGGGUAAUUAUUGCCAUUCUCUCUACAGUGGUUGGUUAUUGUGCGAAAACAUACUUCACGUUCCAGCAGAACAUGGCGACAUACCAGAACUUGAUAACGCAGUCAAUGUAUGAUAAACAACUAGACAGCGGGAAGGGAACGCUACUACACUUGUGUGAUGACGUAAUUCAGCAAGAAGUAAAAGAAGUGAUGAUUUCCUUCUACAUACUGAUGGAGCAGGGGAAAGCUACCUUGGAGGAUCUAGAUCUGAGGUGCGAGGAGCUGAUAAAGGAAGAGUUUGGUGAGAGGUGUAACUUUGAUGUGGACGAUGCAGUCCAGAAGCUUGAAAAGUUGGGGAUCGUUGCCCGGGACACCAUCGGAAGGUUCUACUGCAUGGGGUUGAAGCGAGCCAACGAGAUCAUAGGGACCACCACGGAGGAGCUUGUCCUGAAGGCCAAACAGGGCGUCACGGCUUCUUGAAUUUACCUUCUCUUCUCUUCUUGUCGACAUUUGUUCGUUCUCUUGUUAUCAUUUCGCUUAAACUCUCAAGUCACUGUAUGUGGUGGGUUCGGUUGUUUUCAAAAUCCAAGGUGCAACAAAUUCAGGAAUUGUCUGUUAUGAUGAUAUAUGAAGUAUGAACCAAUACAA